Molecule: messenger RNA, 820 nt
Organism: Cuculus canorus (common cuckoo)
Lineage: Eukaryota; Metazoa; Chordata; Aves; Cuculiformes; Cuculidae
Product: calponin-3-like
Exons: 1
Biological process (GO): actomyosin structure organization
Molecular function (GO): actin binding
Source: RefSeq, a predicted model, not a curated record
CAAGAACAAGAUUGCCCUGAAACAUGACCCUUAGAUAGAAGAAGAUCUGCGUAACUGGAUAGAAGAGGUUACAGAGCUGAGCACUGGUGCAAACUUUCAACUGGGAUUAAAAGAUGGCAUAAUCUUAUGCGAGCUUAUAAAUAAACUCCAGCCAGGAUCAGUGAAGAAAAUUAAUCAAUCAAAGCUAAAUUGACACCAGCUGGAGAACAUUGGGAAUUUUAUCAAAGCCAUCCAAGUCUACGGCAUGAAGCCACAUGAUAUUUUUUAAGCAAAUGAUCUUUUUGAAACUGGAAAUAUGACUCAAGUGCAGACUACUCUAGUGGCACAGAGGGUCUGGCAAAACCAAAAGGUUUUCAUACUACAUACAUACAUACGUCUUGGUGUCAAAUAUGCAGAGAAACAAGCACAAAGGUUUGAUGCAGGAAAACUAAAAGCUGGUCAAAGUGUAAUUGGCCUGCAGAUGGGCACCAACAAGUGUUCCAGGCAGGCAGGCAUGACUGCAUAUGGAACUAGAAGACACCUUUAUGAUCCAAAAAUGCAAACUCAUAAGCCAUUUGACCAGAUGACAAUUAGCCUACAGAUGGACACUAACAAAGGAGCCAGUCAGGCUGGUAUGCUGGCACCAGGUACCAGGAGAGACAUCUACAAUCAGAAGCACAUAUUACAAACUGUGGAUAACUCAACCAUUUCACUACAAAUGGGUACCAAGAAAAUGGCUUCACAGAAAGGAAUGAGUGUGUAUGGGCUUGGACAACAAGUGUAUGACCCUAAGUACUGUGCUGCACCAACAGAAAUGAAAUGCAGAAACAGUUUGGUUUAA